Alternaria rosae is the source of this 2677-nucleotide messenger RNA. Its product is annotated as heterokaryon incompatibility protein-domain-containing protein. The transcript is spliced from 4 exons. The record is from RefSeq and is a predicted model, not a curated record. NCBI's taxonomy places the organism in Eukaryota, Fungi, Ascomycota, Dothideomycetes, Pleosporales, Pleosporaceae. Bases 263 to 2368 code for a protein of 701 amino acids.
UGUCAUCUUAUAAGAGAUGCACUACACAUCGGCCUUGAUUGGAUAUCUACGGCCAAUGGAAUUGGUAUGCAAGCCACUGCGCAACUCGACGUCAUCAGGCUGAGACUCAGCCUUCUUCACUGUGUAUCAACACUUGUUGUUGUCUCACCCCUCACACAAAUAUGUUCCAGCACCUUCAAACCUCCAUGACUUGAUAUUCCUCGUCUUUUCUUUUCUGAAACACUUCCCCUAAGAAUCGGGCGAUAAUCAAGAUUGUGGUACGAUGUCCAGUACUGCAUACGCCGAAAAUGCAGCGAUUCCCCCGCUGGAUGAAUCAUCGCAAGAGGAUCUGGAUGAUGAGAUGAGAGAUAUGGACUGCGCAAUCUGUCAAGAUCUGCGGGAAUUAUAUCCAGAACCCAUCGAGACAACGUAUGCGGAGUUGCAGCGCGCAGCAGCCGAUGGAUGCGAGCUAUGCGAGGUUCUCCAGCGGGUUAGCGAGACAGCUUGUACUGGCGCAGUUAGGAUGAUUCGAGAUACUGAUAGAGUGUAUGUGGGUCCGGGAGUUGGCCGUGGAGAUGGAUGUGCAGUGGUGCUGAGUGUGAUGAAGGGUAGUGGAAGGACGCUUCAGAAAGAUAUGGUAAAUUUCAACAUCGCAUCAGGCGAUAGCUGUCCUUGGCCUUUUAUAAAUUCUAACAGCGGACCCGAUGAAAACGCGAGCAUUCGAGACUGCGCUACGUUGAUCAGAGACAUGCUGAACAUAUGCGAUACCACACACACGAUGUGCGGAACCAAUACCGUAAAACAAAGCUCGAGUGGUUCCAAUGCAUCCAAGCUCAUUCCCAAGCGACUACUGCACAUCAGCAGCGAUCACACAUCUCUCCAAGUUCGUUUGUUCGAGACGGCAAGUGGAGAUUCAUCAUUGAAGGCGGUCGAUCUUCAAUAUACUGCUCUGAGCCAUUGCUGGGGCUCUAUACCGGUCAUCAGUACCACAAUUGCCACGAUUUCGGAGUUUGAGACUGAAGGUAUUGCUUGGGCAUCUUUACCCAAAACGUUCCAAGAAGCUAUAAUCUUGACACACGAGCUCGGUAUCCACUACAUAUGGAUCGACUCACUAUGCAUUCUACAGGGCUCCGUCUCUGAUUGGGCCGAGCAAGCUUCUCAAAUGGCUAACAUAUUCUCGAACGCGCACCUCACCAUUGCGGCAAAUGCAGCUCAGGACGGACGACAAGGACUAUUGAAGCGUCGUCACACUACCCGAAAACUGGACGUAGUCCACAACUACAAGGCCUUUUCUGUGUGUGUUCGCGAUGUGAUUGCGCACGUAUUCGACGAUGAUGGAACUGAUCUCCCUUUUGGGCAACUCCAUAACCUGCCACUACGAAAACGUGCAUGGUGUUUCCAAGAAGAAGUGCUCUCCACUCGAAUUGCUCAUUUCACAGAGGAUGAGAUUGUUUUUGUGUGUCGUGCAGCCACAAUUUGCGAAUGCGACCCUCGCUGGCGGUCUCGUUUUCAGAUACCAGCGAUUGUCGCCACUAAUUCAGCUGAGCCUUUCGCAAUCUGGGAGAACACUGUGGAGUACUACACAGAGCGUCAAGUCAGCUUUUGCAAAGACAGGUUGCCAGCACUAUCGAGUUUUACCCAUUAUUUUCAAGAGGACUCGGACCGCUAUCAUGCCGGGCUUUGGGAAUCUCAUAUGCCAUGCAGUUUGCUUUGGUGGAGUCAGUGUGGCGAACGUCCAGAGCAAGAAUGGAGUUCCCAAUCUAGACCGCCGUCCUGGUCUUGGGCAUCUAUCGAAGGUGUAGUGAGACAUUCGGAGACGAAAGAGGAUCAUAGGAUUGUUGCUGAGGUCCUUGACGUCUGUACUUAUCCGAGCACAGUCGAUCCUCGAGGGAUGGUCUCUGGGGGUCAAAUCACUUUACGAGCUCCAUUAUUUCCAUUGGGAGGAACUUGGCAAAAGCAUAAGUCUUCAUGGCAGAGCUUCCUGCAAUACUUUAACCAAGCCAUUGACUUUGAUUGCUGUUUCGCUUGUAGUCCGGGUUGGGGGCCAAACCUUGAACAAGAUCAUUGCUAUUGUGUGCUCGACGAUCCGGCCAAUCCACCGUUGUUGCUUCGGAGCGGCAUUAUCGAGACACCCAUAUUCCUGUUGGUAAUUCGCACAAUGGAUGACUCAGAUCCACUUGAGGGUGUCCCUUAUCCUGGGGGCUGCGGUCUUCUAGGUCUACUUCUCAAACCGCUGGAAGACCUCGACGAGAUUCAGAGAAAGACAAUGGAAGACUCGGAGAGCAAGCUUUCGUUCACAAGAAUCGGGUUUGGUGGCAUGUGUCUGAGCAAGGAGGAUGGCGAGGAGGCACUGGAUCGCUUCAAGGAUACAGUCGUUAUGAUAUUUUGAUUACCACUCUGUAUCUGCCCGGAAUCAAUUAUAUUUGCAUCGAAAAAGACCCGAGUUUCAAUGCAUUGCUAUCAUCUCCUCCUCCUACCACCUCAUACAAGAAUUCUUUUUUGAACAGGUUUGCAGCCAAUAUCAACAUAAAAAUAUGCAAAGUAAGCAACCCAACGUCAUUGUGAGCUCCAGAGUGUUCAGCUUUGUGUAAAUAGACGUGAUAUUACUACCCACCCUCAAGGCAACCCCCUCCCACUAUUAACCGCAUCCGCCAACUGGCUGGUCCCCGGCCUAUUCUCCGCAUACCUUUCAUAACUA